CUCAUGUUGCUAUCGAUGGAACCAAUCAUAUUGGAAAUUGUUUUGCAUUUGCUGGAAUGCGUGGUCAACUUGCAAUUCAAUUGAGCAGAACAAUAUAUAUCUCAACCGUCUCUUACCAACAUUUAGAUCGAAAUCUAGCUUUGGAUGAUACAAACAUUUUAAGUUCUCCUGCCAGAUUUUCUGUACUAAGAAUUCCGGAUGAAAAAUAUUUAUCAAAUACAACGUCAAAGGCCCUAGAAGUUUCUCAAGGGUUCGUACGACUUGGUGAAUUCAUUUAUGAUCUGGAAGGUCCUCCUGUACAAAUAUUUCAG
Molecule: messenger RNA, 311 nt
Organism: Racocetra fulgida
Lineage: Eukaryota; Fungi; Glomeromycota; Glomeromycetes; Diversisporales; Gigasporaceae
Source: the annotation of a GenBank genome assembly